Molecule: messenger RNA, 3451 nt
Organism: Symbiodinium sp. CCMP2456
Lineage: Eukaryota; Dinophyceae; Suessiales; Symbiodiniaceae
Source: the annotation of a GenBank genome assembly
GCCCCUCACCACAGAUGAUUGCGCCAGCUCGGCCUCGAGUUGGUCCUUGCCGUCGCCCGCCAGAAUGCAAGCCUGCGGCACCGCCUGGUGUCAGCUGCUGCUCAAGCUCGGUGCGGCCUCGCUACUUUGGCUUUCCCUGCAGCCCUGCAAAGACCCGACUCAGCAUUGCCUUGCAGUGGUCGCCACUUUCCGGCCCAGCACCCUCGAAAGAUACCUUCGCGUUGCUGCUGCUUGGGUUCUCUUUUUGGAAUGCUCUGGCAUAUCGCUCGUGGCGAUCACUCUGCCCUCGCUCUUGGAUUUUCUCGCAGCAGCACGCGCCUCGCAUAGCCAAGACCGUGAGGUGCACCAAACCUCUGCCGCAUCUUCAGUGAAAGCCCUUCGCUGGGUCGUUAAGUGCACGCAGUGGCACAGCCUAGCCGUGGUGAUGGAUAGCCCUGUUAUUCGGGCAUACUCUCUGCGAGGCACCGCCAAGGACCGCCGCGAAGCUCUUCCCAUUCCCUGGGCCCUCAUAGCGGCUUGGGAGUUUCACGUUUGCACCUCGGGGGCUCCGCUCACUACCAAGCUUGUCUUAGGGGCUGUUCUCCUGGCCGUGCACGGAUGUCUCCGCUUUGGGGACCUGCAACGCAUUGACUUUGAGUCUCUUUCACUGAGCCGCACGGCCUUGCGCGGAAUUUGUUACGCAACAAAGACAACGGAUAAGGGACAACCCUUUGCGGUGACACUGGCUGGCCUCACCGGCCGCAGCGCGGCAUCUUGCUGGGUCCUGCGCUGGCUGCAUGCCAUGCGCACCGCCGUUGACUCCCUGUGGAGCCCCGGCGACGUCGUUGAUUUCGUUUGGCCCAGCACUGCCCCGGAACUGAAUGCCAUCCUGGAACUCAGCCCAGCUUCAUAUUGCACCGCCAUGCUUGCCCUCCGUUGGGCGGCAACCUUGCCCUGGCUGCCGCCCGGCCAGGGGCUCACUGCCCACGAGGCAGCACAGCUCACUUUGCACAGCAUGAAGUCGACCGGGCUCGCCUCGGCUGCACAGCUCAGACUUUGGAAAGAGCACCGUUUGACGCACGGUCAUCAUCGGGACUCUGCCGCACUGUACUCCCGCAACGAUGUAUUCGCGAGUCUCGAUGUCCAGCACAGUCUCAGCAACUCUAUGUGCACCGGGUGGCGGGCCGAGCGCAGCAUCGCCCGCGGAGGACAGGCUCCUAUCCCGGAGCCCCCGUUUGCACUGCCGCCCGGCCCUGUUCUACAAGAACUUCCCGCCCAGGAUCUCUUGGACCCGCGCUGGGUUUUCUUUGUUACGAGGCAUGAGCACCUGCAUGCAGCGGCAGCGGCCUCAAUCGGAACGGCCGCGGUGCCUCAGCCGGCCAGCCCGGAUGACAUCGAGGACUGCACUCAAGACAAGGACGCUGCGGAGCAUCAAGCUUCGGCCUCGCAACACGACAUCGGGGACCCCAUCGAAGACUUCACGGACGAAGAAGCAGCAAUGGUUGCACGCGCCGCCGCGCUGCACACAGAUGACACCAGCUCAGCCGAGUCAUCCGUGUCCUCGGACCAUAAUCCGGAACACCGCGUGCCCCUCAUCAUAGACGGCGAUCAGCGCUUCGCCUGCACAGGCCCCUGGGGCAAGUGGCACCGCGUAGCGAUGCCCCAAGAAGGAGUCUUGCUGCCGCUCGUCCUCGCACAGUGCCCUCGGGUCCCCCCUCUUCUGCCCGCUCUGCACAGCAUGUCUCACGCUUGGGACAGCGCCGAAGCUUUCGCAGACCUCCUGCGCAGCCUUCAGGUCCCGGACCAGCUUAGCACUGCACUGCAGGAAUCGGGCAUCCGCACCAUCCCGGACUUUGCGUUUGCAUACCACGGCGUCGAAAGUCUGGAUAGGUUUUGUGGUCCGGAUUUCGCGCAGCUCUGGCAAGACCUCGAGAUUUCGGACGCGGAGCACAGCCCGGCGAUGGCUCGCCUGCGGCGCGCCCUGCUCAGAGCCAAAGCCCUUACGCAGGCCUCAGACGCGGUCGAACCGCCGGCCCCGGCACAGUCACAGCAAGCCCAGUCCAUCAACUCGUGGGCGGAACACGCGCCGCCCCGCUUGGAUAGCGCCGUUAUUGCCAAGCUGGUCACAGAUUUCGAGACCAACUAUCCCGGCGAACACCUCGAUAGCGACGCAAUGCCAAGCGUGCGUUUGCUGAGUCUUGUGCACAAGUGGUUUACGCCCGGAAACCGCAUAGCGUGGAUCCCUUGGCAACUGCGCCUCUCGCAAAAGCAGUACCAGGAGAUCAUGGAAUCGAAAUCCAGCAAAAUGCUUCGCACGGAAGCCCAGUUUUUGAGCACUGCUCUGUUCGACGAGACACCAGAGCUGCCCGUCGACCACUUGCGCCUUAGCCCUGCCUGGCUCAGCCGCAUCCAGGCUGUCUUCCGCAACGCAAUUGCACUGUGCAAGGGGGCGCAUUUGGCCCGCGUCAAGGCUUUCGACAAGAAGGUUCUCGACUGGGCAACGCAAUCACCGGCCGACCACUCGCUCCGCACAGUUACCACUACAGAGCUGGUUGCUGCAGACAGGAAGCUUUGGCAAGAACUCAGCUCCAUGCACAGCUCCGGCUGGACACUGGACGACGCCUUGCAUGAAAUCACCACAGUCCGCUCCGACAUCGGCAACCUCCUGCAGCUCCGCGCAAAGCCUCCGCCACCUCCUCAAAAGCCUCCGCCCCGCGGUGACGUCAACAAAGGUAAAGGCAAGGGUAAAGACAAGACGGGCCGAAAUACCGGCACCCAGCCCGGCAAACGCAACAGCCCGGGCUCGGGCACCAGCACGGACAUCAAAGAUGCCGCCUUGGUCCCGUCGCACAACGGGCGAGUCUUUUGCAUCCGCUACAACAAAGGCAACUGCCGCAACGCACAGUGCAAAUACUUGCACGCAUGCGCCUUCAAGCUCCCGUCAGGAGCCCAGCUCCUCCUGACUAGGCCCCGCCUGCCCUCGAGCCUGCUCGUCCCAAACCUAAGUUGCCAAGCGCCCCGACCUCGCAAGAAGGCAAGCACUGACUCUGAGGAGUCCUCAUCGGCAGAGGAUGACCAAGCCUCCGACCUGGCCAAAGCCCCGCCCCGCUUAAGCCUUUGUAUACUAGGCCCUGCUUCGGUUGCGCCCCCAGGUUUCACGGAUAGGGACCACUUCGCAGUGCAACGCACCGACCAAGGUGCCCUGUCCACGCCUGACUCUAUGGCACGCCUUUUCCAGCUCGUCUGGUCGGGCAUUCUGGGAUCUCUCUUCGUGAUGUCCACGGCUUCCGCCCUCUCGGACGCCGAGCACAGCCAGGCCCGCGCCCUGCUUCGGGCUGCGCACUUGCAGGGGGCGCACGUUAACUUUCUCUUCCCUUUGCAAGCAGAACAGCCCCUGCAAAGUGCAUACACGCACCUCUGCCAGGAGAUAGCUUCGCACUGCCGCGAAUGCGCGGACUUCGGGCCGAGCGCC